Camellia sinensis is the source of this 3022-nucleotide messenger RNA. Its product is annotated as receptor-like protein EIX1. Gene Ontology annotation, molecular function: protein binding. The record is from RefSeq and is a predicted model, not a curated record. Lineage: Eukaryota; Viridiplantae; Streptophyta; Magnoliopsida; Ericales; Theaceae.
ACCGCUCACCAAUUAACAUAUUGUUCAGAGUUGCAUGGGUGAAUCCAAGAGAGUCGUUCAAGUUCUUUUUCUUUGCUUCCUUAUAAUAGCAACAAUUAGCAUAAUUCCCUGCUAUGGAAACCUUGAGGUGGUUUGUUUGGAGAGCGAGAAACGAGCUCUUUUAAGCUUCAAGCAAGGUUUAAAAGAUCCUUCAAACCGACUUUCCUCAUGGGAUUUGGAAGAUGAUUGUUGCAAAUGGGCAGGAGUUGUUUGCAACAACUUAACUGGCCAUGUCCACGAGCUCCACCUUCAAAAUACCUAUGGUUACACAACUCAGGCUGAAUUCAAAGUUUAUAUGAAAUCGAAGUUGAGUGGUGAAGUGAAUCCUUCUUUGCUUGAUUUGAAGCAUUUGAAUUACUUGGAUCUAAGUGGAAAUGAUUUUGGAGGGAUUCCAAUUCCAAGCUUUCUUGGAUCUCAAGUAUGUCUCCAGUAUCUUAAUUUAUCUGAAUCAGGAUUUGCAGGAAUUGUUCCUCAUCAACUUGGAAAUCUCUCUAGUUUACGCUCUCUAAGUCUAAAAGGUCCUUCUCCAUAUGAUGAGUUGGUGUUGGAGGUUGAGAAUCUUCAAUGGCUUUCUGGUCUUUCGACAUUGGAACACCUCGACCUUAGUCAAGUGAAUCUCAACAAGACACCUAACUGGCUGCACGAAAUUAACAUGCUUCCUUCUUUGGUAGAUUUAGGCUUGUCCUAUUGUGGGCUUCAGCGCAUUGCUCCUCUACCGUAUGUUAAUUUUACUUCUUUGGUUGUCCUAGAUCUCUCUGAAAAUGAGUUUAACUCCUUGAUACCUAGGUGGAUCUUUAGUCUUAGUAAUCUCGUUUCUCUUGAUUUAGGUUUUAGCUAUUUUGAAGGUCCAAUUCCUAGUGGUCUCCAAAACAUGACCGAACUUAGAAAUCUUGAUCUCUCUCUGAAUUAUUUCAAUUCUAGCAUACCCAACUGGUUGUACAAUCUUAGCCAUCUGGAGUUGCUCGACCUUAAUACAAAUCAGUUGGAAGGUAUGAUCUCAAGUUCUAUUGAAAAUCUGACUUCUAUUGUUACUCUUGAUCUAUCAUCCAAUGAACUGGAAGGAAGAGUAACAAGAGUGGUGGGAAAAACCUGCAACUUGGAAAACCUUGAUUUGUCACAAAACAAAUUUUGGGGAGAUAUGUCAGAGUUGUUUGAAAGUUUGACUAAAUGCAAAAGUCUAAAAAUGCUUUAUCUUGGGCAAAAUUCAUUUUCUGGUCCUAUUCCAAAGAGUAUAGGAAGAUGUCUAUCCUUGGAAGACCUGGAUUUAGGAAUGAAUCAAUUGAAUGGUACUCUUCCUAAAAGUCUAGGACACCUUUCAAAGUUGAAAAGUUUGUAUAUCGAUCAUAAUUUGUUAGAAGGAGUUGUGUCUGAAGUUCACUUCAUCAAUCUCUCGAGUCUGAAGGAAUUUGGUGCAUCUAGAAACCAGUUAGAUUUAAAAGUUAGUUCUGAAUGGAUUCCUCCAUUCCAUCUUCAUAGAAUAGAACUUGGCUCUUGGAAUUUGGGUCGUCAAUUUCCUGCAUGGCUCCAUUCACAAAAGGGCUUUGUGGACCUAGAUCUAUCAUGUACUGGAAUUUUAGAUAACAUUCCUAGUUGGUUUUGGAAUUUAUCUCCCCAUUUUAAUUAUUUAAACCUUUCUCACAACCAGAUCCAAGGGAAAAUUCCUGAUAUUUUAAAAGUUAGUAGUGAGUUUUCAAUGAUUUACUUAAGUUCCAACCGCUUCAGUGGUCCAUUACCUCGUGUCUCCUCAAUGGUAACUGAGCUAGACCUUUCCAACAAUUCAUUUUUUGGAAAUAUUUUCCAUUUCUUGUGUGAUAGGAAAGACGAACCAAAUAAACUAAAUAUCCUUCAUCUUGGUGGAAAUUUUUUAUCAGGAGAAAUUCCUGACUGUUGGAUGAACUGGUCAGCAUUGAAAGUCAUUGAACUAGGAAACAACCAUCUAAGUGGAAAAAUUCCAAACUCCUUGGGAUAUUUAAGACAAUUGCAAUCCUUGCACUUGCGGAACAAUAGUCUCUCUGGAGAAGUUCGUUUGAGUCUAGAGAAUUGCACAGAGCUGAUAACAAUUGAUCUUGGCUGGAAUCAGUUUGUUGGAAGAAUACCAAUAUGGUUGGGAAGGAGCCUUUCAAAAUUGAUGAUUCUCGGUCUUCGUUCAAAUAAUUUCUAUGGAAAAAUUCCUUCUGAAUUGUGCUACUUGACUUCUCUUCAAAUCUUGGACCUUGCAAAUAACAGUUUCUCAGGAUCAAUACCACACUGUUUCAAAAAUUUCACAGCCUUGACCGUGAAACAGAAUUCAAGCGUUCGUAUUUCUUAUUCAAUUUACUCGGGAGUGUUCUUUGAAAAUGCAUUUGUAAUGACCAAAGGUCAAGAGUUCCAAUACAACACCAUACUAACACUUGUAACUAGCAUGGACUUAUCAGACAAUAAUAUGUCCGGAGAGAUACCUGAGGAAUUAACUAGUCUAUUGGGAUUACGAUCAUUGAAUUUGUCAGGAAAUCAUUUAACUGGAGUGAUUCCAAAUAGGAUUGGUGGCAUGGUGUUAUUGGAAUCUCUUGACUUGUCAAAAAACCAACUUUUCGGUGAAAUCCCAACAAGUAUGUUGAAUUUGACUUUCUUGAGUUAUUUGAACUUGUCUUAUAACAAAUUGUCAGGGAGAAUUCCAUCUGGCACCCUAGCUUUAUCGGCAACAAACUUUGUGGACCUCCACUCACAAGCAAUUGUACCACCGAUGGUGGCACACCUGAGAUUGGAAAAAGAGAUGAAGAAGGCACUAAAUCUGAAGUGGAUUGGUUCUACUUGGUUGUGGGAUUGGGGUUUGUGGUGGGUUUUUGGGGUAUUUUUGGUCCUUUGUUGUUCAACAAGACAUGGAGAUUUGCCUAUUUUCAAUUUUUAGAUGAGAUGUGGAACAAGAUUUGUAAUUGUAUUAGCAAAUGCUAAAUUUUAAAAGCUGGGAAAUGCUGUGUUGUAUACCUUCUUGUGCAAUAAAGGA